AUGCAUUGGGAUGACGUCGAACUGCAGACCACUCCACCGGCUCGCAACACCAAGGAGAAGCCGUUCAUCUGCCAAUGUGGAGCUGCCUUUGCCCGGCGGGACCUCUUGACCCGCCACCAGCGCAUCGCCCUCCAUGAAGAUGCAUCUGAGUCCCCGGAUGAGCCCCCAGAGCCGGACUCCGGGGAGCAGCAUCACGGGCCGGUCGAGGCCGACCUGGCAGCAGCCGUCUCCCUCUCGGGCAUGAGUGUGCAUCAUUGGUCGCAGCAACCACCCGCACCACCGGCUGAGCUGUAUCCCAUGGCAGUCUCAAGGAACGGCGCUCUCGUGGAUGACGCCCCAUACCAACAAAGUCUCCUGGCAGAGCCCUUCUACGAGAAUGGCAACCAAGAUGCUGUGGGAUUUGACGCCCAUUUCAGAGAGUUUGCCAGUUUUCUCGACGGCGUUGGUCUCCCGGCGGAAUGGAGCCCGUAUUUUCACCGCCCUGAAAGACACAACGAGGUCGUUGAUCCGGUGACGAGGGACUCGCGAGGAGGCUCGGCCACGCCCCGGGCUCGUCAGAACAGAACCCGGCCCGGGACGCCGUUCAGCUCGUGGUUGCCCUCAGCGCCAACUGGCAAUCGUAUAUCAGAGACCCUUCCCGACGCAAAUCCCCGUCCUGUUGACACCGAGUCCCAGCCGUACCGCAUCUCAGAGGACCAGCGGCUUCGUCUGAAUGCCUUGAUUGAGACUUUCCGCGACGUCCUCGAUUCCAACUUCAAGUUUCCCUCCCGCCAUGCCCUCACACGCUACAUGACCUCCUUCUUCGAGGGGUUCCACUCGCACAUGCCCUUCAUCCAUGCGCCGACGUGGCGAAUAUCCGAGCACUCGGUCGAAUUCGUCCUCGGCAUCGCAGCCAUCGGCGCGCAGUACUGCUUCGAGCACCGAAUGUCCGAGAGGCUCUUCCAUGCUGGCAAGACCAUACUCAUGCAGAGGCUGGCACGCGAGCCUGACAAGUUCGGCCCCAAGGCCGGGUCCUUCCUCCACCUUCACAGUCUGUCGCCUCAGAAGCGCGAGUCAAGACCUAUACAGGAUAAAGACUGGGGCUCGUGGGAACCCAUCGAGACGGUACGGGCCCUAAUCGCGCUCAUGGGCUACGCCACCUGGGAGCCCAGCGCCCAGCUCGUGCAGGAGGCAUUCGCCCUGCAGGCGCUGCUGGCCCAGGUGCUACGCGAGAUCGGCCUCCACGAGGACGGCCUGCCUCAGCUACCAGCGGGCAAACUACACCGCAAGCCGCCUGGCAUGCCUGGCAUCGCGUACAAUGUGUACCCGGUACUGCGCAGCAACGAGGUCGGCCUUCGACUGCCCUGCUCGACGGGUGAGUGGAAGGCACAGACAGCACAGCAGUGGCAGACGGCUCGGCGGGAGGCUGGGAAACAGCAGCUGUUCUUUCAGGAUGCCUUGUCCCUGCUGCUGCGGAACACGGACGGCACGGCGCCUCUCGACCCGAUCCCUACUCCCCUGGGCAACUACAUACUCUUGCACGGGUUGCUGCAGAGGAUCUACAUUGUCCGUGAUCUGUCUCUGCCGGUUAUGGACCACUCGGCGUCACUACCAAGUGAAGAGGUUGACAAGCUCGAACGAGGCCUACGCUCCUGGACAGCAGGGUGGCAGCAGGCCCCUGAAUCCAGCCUCGACCCCAACAACGAGAACGGGCCCAUCCCCUUCACAUCCAGCUCCCUGCUUGGCCUCGCCUACGUCCGCAUCUACCUUCACCUCGGCCCGUACCGGCUGCUCGAGUCGCGAGACCCAGCACGCAUCGCCAAGGCAAUCAGCCGGUCACCGGCGGUGGAACGUUCCGGCGGCGUCAUCACGGCACUGCUGUACACGGCCCACAUGCUCAGCAUCCCGGUCAGGCUGGGGGUCGACCGCGUAGCUCGGAGCCAGGCGUUCUUCUGGAGCGUGCGGCACUCCCUCUCGGGUCUUGAGUGUGCCGUGAUGCUUAGCAAGUGGCUCUCGUCGCUCACCGCCUCUGCCGCCACGACGCCGCUCAGUGAUAGCGAGGACCGGAUCCUGCAUUGGGUCCGCUGUAUUGUGGAAGAGGCGUACGACGUAGUCGACUUCGAUGAAGAUGAGGCCGACCAGCCGACAGACCGGGACCCUGCCUCGCUGAGUCUGGCCGUCCUCAAGAUCUGGGCACACUUCUUCAAGAGCAACGCGCAGUGGCCAUUUAUAAACAUUAUCGGCAAGAGCCUGGAACAGUAUCGAGAGCUGCUCAUCCGAAACAGUUUGCAACGAAUUCCCUGA
Messenger RNA from Diaporthe citri, 2283 nucleotides. RefSeq lists its product as uncharacterized. Gene Ontology annotation, molecular function: DNA-binding transcription factor activity, RNA polymerase II-specific; zinc ion binding; RNA polymerase II cis-regulatory region sequence-specific DNA binding. The transcript is spliced from 7 exons. NCBI's taxonomy places the organism in Eukaryota, Fungi, Ascomycota, Sordariomycetes, Diaporthales, Diaporthaceae. Gene Ontology annotation, biological process: regulation of transcription by RNA polymerase II; DNA-templated transcription. Gene Ontology annotation, cellular component: chromatin. The record is from RefSeq and is a predicted model, not a curated record. The coding region runs from base 1 to 2283 and encodes 760 amino acids.